Molecule: messenger RNA, 2268 nt
Organism: Saccostrea cuccullata (small rock oyster)
Lineage: Eukaryota; Metazoa; Mollusca; Bivalvia; Ostreida; Ostreidae
Exons: 1
Coding region: 68-1117 (349 amino acids)
Biological process (GO): 5-phosphoribose 1-diphosphate biosynthetic process; purine nucleotide biosynthetic process
Cellular component (GO): cytoplasm; ribose phosphate diphosphokinase complex
Molecular function (GO): ribose phosphate diphosphokinase activity; magnesium ion binding
Source: RefSeq, a predicted model, not a curated record
GAAUCGAAACUAAGAACGAGUCAACGACGUAGAUUAGAUUGUCAUUUUGUUAUUUUGCAGUUGCAGCAUGAAUGGGGAUGACAGCCCAGUUCUGCUCUAUGCACAUCCUUCAAUGGAAGCAUUAGCAGAAAAUAUUGCCAAUAUAUGUUCUACUCGUCCGAAAGAACAGCAGGAGGAGAAGCAAGUAUUCCGUGGUGUACGUUCUUUCUCAAUUUCGGGAAGUGUCUCUAGACCCCGAGAAGUCCAGUUCAGAAAAACCAUUAAGUGGAAAUCUUUUCCAGAUGGGUUUCCAAAUUUGUUCAUUGAGGAUGUCAAAUACAUGGCAGGAAAGGAUGUCAUCUUCAUUGGGAGUUUCCACUCUCCCGAUAUUGUUUUUGAGCAGCUGUCAGUUCUGUACAUGUUCCCAAGAUAUUUAGCGCGUUCCUUUCACUUCAUAAUGCCUUAUUUUCCAACUGGAACCAUGGAACGUGUUGACACAGAGGGGCAGAUAGCUACAGCAAAAACUAUGGCAACAUUAUUAUCAGGCAUACCACUGACAACGAAAGGGCCAGCUCAGAUUGUCAUAUUUGACAUACAUGCACUUCAAGAAAGAUUUUACUUCUCAGACAAUGUCAUCCCAAGGCUUGAAUCUGCUGUUCCUCUAUUGCUGAGGGAAAUGAAAACCCUGCCUGAUUUUAACAGCAUGAGUGUUGCAUUUCCUGAUGAUGGAGCAUGCAAAAGGUUCCACACUUUUUUUCCUGGUGACGAUCCUAUUACAUGUGUUAAGAUCAGGGAUGGCAAUCGUAGGAUUGUGAAAGUCAAAGACGGAAACCCUGCUGGAAAACAUGUUCUUAUCAUUGACGAUCUGGUUCAAUCUGGAGGAACACUGCGAGAGUGUGCCAAAGCAUUGUACGAGAAAGGAGCAGUAAAAGUCAGUGCCUAUGUCACCCAUGCUGUGUUUCCUAACGAGUCCUGGAGAAAGUUUAUAGAUUCUGAAGUCAAAUUUGAAAAUUUCUGGAUCACAGAUUCACUGCCUCAUGCAAAAAUGAUAUGUGAGCACCCACCCUUCAAGCUUCUUUCUUUGAGUGAGCCAAUAGCUGAAAUGCUUUUGGGGUAUGAUUUAAUGCCAUACUGCUAAGCCGAGUAAGCAAACAUACAGUGCAUUUUUGCUAACUACAGCAUUGUACUUUUAUGAUGACUUCUUAAAUUAAAUUGAUAAUUAGGUAAAAAUUUACAAUGUUUUCACAUAGCAACAUUUAGAAAAAUUCUGCUAUUGACCAAAAAGAGUGGUAAAACAGAUUGUAAUGUGAUAUACAUGCAUAGCUAUGAAAUAGUUCUUUAAAAUGUGAUAAUUAUACUCUUUAAGAAAACCCUUAAACAUGUUAAAGGGUACAUUUUUUAUUUUUUUUUCUAUGUGAACUGCUGACAAGUAACUAUAAUAAUUAUCACUUGGUUGAAGAGAUUAAUCAAAGGUGUUUUUUCCCACCCAAUUAUGGAAUUAUGACAUUUUCAAUUUUUAAUGGGAAAAUGAUUACUCUUGUUGAUAGAGGACUAGCAUUGCAAAUGCAAUACUCAAAUAAUGCCUAUUUUAAACUUUUUAUGAUGUUGGUUAUAUCCCCUCAAAACCUAGGGAGUCAGAGUCCCUGAACUUCAUAAUUUUUGUUCCCCAUUAACUUAUGCACAAGUUGAAAAUGAAAUUGAUUCAAUGGUUCCAAAAAAGGUGCUCAUCCACACAUACAACGGACAAUGCACAACGACACAAGGUCUAAAAGCCACAGCAGUAGAUGACAUGAGCAAAUCAGGGAAUCCACGUAUUACAGCAAUACUUGAUUUUCUUUAUGUACUUCAUUUAAAAAUGAAAAAAAAUUGAAAUAGAUGUAUAUGUAUUGUGUGAAUUUUUAUAUAUUCUAUAAUUAAGAGAAAGAUGAUUAUAACAUAGUCGCCAAGUUUUGUGGUCCAAUAUAUAUGUUUUGAUUGCAUGAUUUGAUACAUGCUGUAUUAUUUUAUAUUGUGUGAAGUGCACAUUGACUGUAGAAGUUUAUUUUAGUGUUGUUAUAUAAUUUCAGUUUUUCUUCAUAAAAAAGACUUGACAAGUAUCAAGGGACCAGUUGCACUAUCAAUCAUAGAUAUAUAAUAGUAUAUAUAGCACCCAGUAUUUUGUAUUCUUUUGUAAAAUAGAAAUGACAAGCAAUAUUCACCUUAAUUACUUGUGUAUACUGUAAAAUGACAAAUUUUUAUGAAGCUAUAUUUCAAAUGAAAAAAAUUGUUCUUAGGGAUUUGAAUUUAUGA